Rhodofomes roseus is the source of this 1893-nucleotide messenger RNA. RefSeq lists its product as uncharacterized. Bases 1 to 1893 code for a protein of 630 amino acids. The transcript is spliced from 7 exons. Lineage: Eukaryota; Fungi; Basidiomycota; Agaricomycetes; Polyporales; Fomitopsidaceae. The record is from RefSeq and is a predicted model, not a curated record.
AUGCCAGUUCUCAGUCUGUUGGCUUGUCUUCAGCAAUGCCCAGAGAUCGUACAGCACCUUUCCAUUGACUCACUUCUCCUUCUGUUUCGUCUACUACAGUGCCUCAAAGAGCGGCUGUCAUGGUUCUCGCCAUGCACGGAUAGCGAGCCCCCAUUGAAUUUGCCCUCCGAUGUCAAGAAAUUCCUGGCUAGCGCUCUGCAUAUGUCAUGCGAGUUACCAGAUGGUGCACUCAUCGACCGGUGCUGGAGCGCGCUUCGUAAAUCUGUUUGGGCGAGUACUAGCAGUACUUUUGCUGAGCAGUGUCGCUCUAAGGAGCUUCUCGAUGUCUUCGCGAAGCAUGGGAUCCCUCAAGGAAUAGGCUUCCAUGAUCUAUACCCACGCACCCGGGUCUGUCUUGACUCGAACUGCAAAAUUGUUCCGAGCCAUCAACCCAGUGAAGGAACAAGUCCUGACGAAUCGCGCAAACUGACUCGGCUUGUUCCAUUGCGCUGUGUCAAUUUCACUCGAGAGUUUGGACCUAUCCCAGUUGUCGCAUACUCUGCCCAAUGCCGGUCUUGUUUUACUCGGUACUACCCGGACUACUAUGUCCACGAGCGCCGUGGCCUUCGAUCUUACUACCCUGGAGUCCCACCAUCAAUCGAGGUCGCAAAACACACAUAUAUCGAGGCUACACUUUGCGAGCAGUUUUCGGCUUCUAUGGUCUUUGCUUGGGUCUCGGGACAGAACAAUGCGAAGAUUUACCAGGAACAACACUGGGAAGCUGAAGCUGAAUUCCCUCUCGUAUGGCCCAUUGUGCCGAGACUCGACGGACCGAUGGUAUCCGAUGCAUUCUUCCUUUUUGCACUCCUACGCGACCAUGAUGAGCACGAAACUCUUCUUGUCCUUCAAAACGAUACCAACCAAUCGAUACGACUCAGCAGUGCUUUGUUGCAGCGGAAUACGGCAAUGGUUGGCCCUGGUCAAGAGCAAUGGAAUCACAUCUGUGAUCGCUGCUGUGCUCAAAAGGUGGAUGGUGAUACGAUGCGAGCAGUUGUCACAGAUGGUGUCACAGUUGGUCGGCCAUGUUGUGGGGUUCACGACUGCAAGGGACGACUCCUCUCCCAGCGAGCCCGCUUCUGUGACACCCACAUCAAUUACGAACGUCAAUGUAGCAUCCUUGGGUGCGAGAACGAUGCAGAGUCGGGCUUCAAGACAUGCACUACCGAGUCCCAUCGUGCAAUCGAAACCGCCCACACUGCGAAGCGAUCUGCGCUCUCUGACGGCGAUCCUAUGCUCGAUGAUGAACUCGAUAUGGAUGAAGAGGGCGGUACCGGCGCCAGCACACAGAGCAGCCCAAAGGUCCGCGCUCGCUUUGGCCGGCGGUGGACUCACAACGAGCAGCUUUGUGUUGCAACUUGUGGGGUGGUCCUUGGCCGGAUGACAAUGUAUGGCUCAGAAGCAGUAAGCGGGGUCAAAGUAUUUCUGCGCCGCUUAUUCCCAACCCAGCACUCACUUCCCCGUGUCAUCUUCUACGAUAGCGCCUGCCAGCUCAAGAAGCAUCUACUGGCCAGCGGUGACACAUACUUUGACAAUUCAGCACUGCCUGUAGAUGUCUUCCACAUGAAGAGCAAGCACAAGGAGUCUGACGAGUUUUGUGGGUUUCACUGCAAUCCUGCACGGUGGCCUGAAUUGCAUGACGGAGGGGUAUGGCGAUUCAAUUCCUCAGCAGCAGAGAUGACCAAUGCUUGGUUUGGUGGGUUUAUUUCAAUAGUGCGCGAGAUGCGCGAGGAUCGCUAUGAUUUCUUCCUUGAUGAAGUCAUCAAACAGCGAAACUGCCGCACCAUUCACGAGCUUGCCCUUCAUGGCGCGCAUCCCCGCAAGCUAGAGCGGUCUUGGCUGUUAGCAGAGCAGUAG